This is a messenger RNA of Darwinula stevensoni, 2381 nucleotides long. The record is from the annotation of a GenBank genome assembly. NCBI's taxonomy places the organism in Eukaryota, Metazoa, Arthropoda, Ostracoda, Podocopida, Darwinulidae.
AUGGCGGGCUUGAAAGAGUUUUUGUUCGACAGGUCGCGUUCCUUCUCCCCAGAAGGAAUAGAGAGGACAGGAGAAGAGAUGAGGAUUCAAAGCCCAGGAAGAGAAAAAACGCAAGAGGCAGAGAGCAGGCCCCCCGAGAGGCCACCAAAGAAGUUGGUGUUGAAUGGAGAGACGGGGAAGGGGAAGCCUCGAGCGCCGUCUCCACCUCGUUGUUCCACUCCGGAGUUGCCACCCCCGCCUCCUCCCCCUCCAAGGGAUGAGGAUGUCAUUUCCUGUGAUGAUCCGCUUCCACCACCACCAUCCCCGGGUCAAGUCCGCUCUCUCCUACAUGCCUCCCCUACCCUUGCGAUGUACCACAAGGACUCAUACAUGGCUCAUCGGAAAGAGCGGAUGAUGUACUCGACAUCCUUCGAGGAAAGAUACGGGCGACGUACGAUCGCUCCAGCCAGCCACACCGGCCCCUCUCUUCAUCCCACUAGGACCUCCAUGUCCCCUUCCGCGUGGGAGAAGUACCACAACAUCCGGCAACAAAGCACGACCGUCGUCUUCACGUCCGCAGAGUUGGAAGCCCUGAAGGAGAAGGAACGUCGACUGAAGGAAGCAAAGCAGAGGCUUCUGCUUACUGGUAGUGGCUGUGGUAAUACUAGUAGUCCAAGUUUGAAGAGUCUUGGAGCGAAUUCUCCUAGUCCCCCUCCGACGUACCUGAGACAGGCCUCAUCCCCUCUCCCGGCCAAUGCCGAGAGUUUUUUUCCCACCUCCUCUUCCCCUAAGAGGACCCGAUCUGACGAAGAAGAGGAAUGUUUGAGACUCUCUCGGGACCUGAUCUCCCAUCUCCCUGAUGAUGAUCGUCUCCAUCGACUCCUUAUGCCUUGGUCGGGUGAGAAGACGUCGGCAGACUACGUGGUGGGCCUAUUCCAGGUUCCUUCUGAUUUGGACGAGGGGAACCGUCGUCUUCAUGGUCGACCACCUCGAACAAGAAAGAGCAAGUCGAACAUCCCUCAAGUGAUUGGGUCGGACGUAGCGAAAGCGGAGGGAUUGCCGGCUGAUUCUUCGUAUUUCACCACGUCCGAGGAGAAGGCCAAGUUCUUCUCCCAUUAUUGGUCCGACCUCAAAGUCCAUGAUCAAGUCAAGAUCGAGGACAGUAAGGAACUCCUUGCGAAAAAGGAGGAAUUGUUGCAGAGGAUUGAGGAAAAGUUGGGAGUCCUACGAGAGGAGAGGAAGCUGCUCGAAGAGGAAACAAUAGGAAAUGAGGCAUUGGGCCGAAAUAUCACGAUCAAGGUUCAAGCUCUUGCCCAGCAACGAGAGAAGGACAAAUUUAUUCGACAUCUAGAAGAGAUUGAGAAAAUCACCUCUCUUCUCCUGGGUCUCAGUGGAAGGUUAGCCCGAGCUGAGAAUGCUCUUAAUGAGUCCCGAUCCGAGGAAAGGAAGACUCUGGAGAGCAAGCGAGAGAAAUUGAAGGAGCAGCUGGAAGAGGCGAAGCAUUUGAAGGAAGGGAUCGACAGGAGGAGCAAACAAAUCGCCCUCUUUCUGGCCAAAUAUCUGACGGUCGAGGAAUUAGCGGAUUACGAUCAUUUCGUCAAGAUGAAAGCGAAGCUCAUCAUGGACUCUCGGGAGAUGGAGGAAAAGAUCAAACUGGGCGAGGAACAAUUGAAUGCCCUAAAAGACGCCCUGAAUCCCAAUAAGUGAUAUUUUCCAUCGCCUUCUCCCAUUGUGAUAAAAAAAAACCUUCCUUCUUUACUUGUCAGUUUUUUUCUUUCUCUCCUGGAAGUUUUAUUUUCGUUGACUCUGUUGUUGUAGUGUCUUCUCUUGCAUCAUCCUCUUAUGUCAGCAUUGGCGGCUUCCUUCUAUUUUUCUUUGUUCAGAGCAUCAUAUGUGAUACAGUGGAAGAUGUUAAUAGAAAAAGAUACUCCCCAUCAUUGUGCAUCUCCUUCCUCUUGCCAGGGAAGACACACUAAAGGAAAAAAAAAAAAAGACUUAUUUAUUGAGAAGCCAAAUGAGUAUUUAAAAGCAAAGAAAAUGAAUGCUCACAUGAAAAAGAAAAGGGUAGAAGGAAGGGGAUAUGUACUGUGCGCUAUGAGGUGCUAUUCAUGGACGAUAGCUCUUGGUAGCCGUGAGAAAAUGUCUAUGUUCUUGGCAGCUUGAUGAAACAAGUCAAACUGAGCAAGGCAGAUUGAAUUUUUGUAAUAGAACUUGCUUUCAAGAAAUCCUGAUGUUAUUGUUUCCUUGAGCUUCCAUACUUGCAUUGUGAUUCCGAAUUCUCUUUUUGUUUCUUGAGGUGCAUGUUGAGGAAGUAAUAAAAGAUGGGCAGCUCAGGCUGAGAAGCUGUGACAGUGCAUGAUCCCAAUUUUGUCCCUCAUCUGGGCAUAACAAUAAAUCAGCUU